CGAUAUGGCUGAUGCACAGAGUUUGUCCGAAAAAUAUUCUGAGCUCCUCCUCCCGAGUACAGUUAUACAAAUCAUUGCUGCUAUCUUUGGAGUGUUCGGAAAUGUUCUUGUUCUUCUGAUGUAUACAAAAUACAUAGAGGACAAAACGGGCUGCCGAUACUUUAUACCAAUUCUCGCUGUUGUAGAUCUUUUGGGAUCUCUGUCAAACGUUAUUGAGUUUUACUUGGAUAACACUAUGCGCUACAUUUACCCUGGUGCAUUUUUGUGUAAAACUAUGCCAUUUCUAAUCAUUUUUACCGGGGGAUUCUCCGCUUUCCUGAUUCUUGCAAUAGCAUUGCAGAGGUACUUGGUAAUCUGCCGACCUUUUGGUAAACAAAUGACCCCAAAAAUGUGUAGAAUUGCCAUUUUGCUAAUACUUCUAAUUUGCAUUGGCUACGCAUCUCCAAUUCUAAAAUUCAAGGGAAUAUCGCAAAAACUUAAAACGCUUAAUGUAACAGGAAAUGUUUCUUUCUGUCACAUCGACGACGGCACUAACAAUUCCAGUGCUAUAAUAACAUAUCACGGGACUUUACUGUUUCUAUCUCUAACCAACAUAGUCAUCACAUCAAUUCUGUACCUUCCUGUGAUCAGAACCAUUUAUAAAAUACUUUCCCCCACCAGACAAAAGCAACCAAAUAGGGAUCCAAAAGAAAACAUCAAUUUAGCAGUUAUAACUCUUACAAAACCACAACAACAACGUGUCAAUGACGAUACAAUAUACAUCCCAAGUACAGAAAGAAGCCCGGAACAAACCGCUAGAAGGAAUAUCAGUGUCAUGUAUCUUGUCAUUAUUGUUGUCUACGUAGUUUCGUAUGUGACGUCACUAGUUACACACAUCUAUCAAUUCGCAAAAACAGAGGAAAUUAAAGGGUACUUACGAAAUAUUUAUGUUCUCUGUUAUCGUUUUAAUCAUUUGAAUCACAUUGCCAAUCCAUAUAUUUACUGGUUUUAUGAUAUUCAAUUUAGAAAGGAGCUUCGUAAGUUUUGUUGCAGCUGUAUUCGCAGAAGACAAUUAAACUACUAAAAGGAGCAAA
Messenger RNA from Saccostrea cuccullata (small rock oyster), 1073 nucleotides. RefSeq names its product orexin receptor type 2-like. NCBI's taxonomy places the organism in Eukaryota, Metazoa, Mollusca, Bivalvia, Ostreida, Ostreidae. The record is from RefSeq and is a predicted model, not a curated record. Gene Ontology annotation, biological process: G protein-coupled receptor signaling pathway. The transcript has a single exon. Gene Ontology annotation, cellular component: membrane. Bases 5 to 1063 code for a protein of 352 amino acids. Gene Ontology annotation, molecular function: G protein-coupled receptor activity.